ACUGUUACAAUAUAAAACCCGGCCCGAUGGCUCAUUCAUGGUCAAAACCAGUACAGAAGGAACGCUAGAUUGACGAGAAAAUUUCGACCGGAUUGGUGAUUGCUGAGUAGAAGAUAAAUAAAAGAAAUCUCGACGGCAACGAACUGUUACAAUUUUCAGUUAUAGAUAGAUAGAGAUAUGGAUGCUUCGUAUAAUGCAAUUGGCGGAAGCGGUGGCAACGGGAUCUUGAGUAAUCAAACUGACGAUGAAGCUAUGGCGGCAGCUGCGGAGGAGGCGAAGCAGAACCUAAACGAAGUUACUAACUCAAUUCAGAAGACUCUUGUUCUGCUUCACCAGCUCUACCUGACCGUCUCUUCAUUCAAUGCUGCAUCGCAGCUUCCUCUCCUUCAACGGCUGAAUUCGUUAGUUACAGAGCUCGAUAACAUGGCUAAAUUGUCUGGGAAGUGUGAAAUUGAGGUUCCCACGGAAGUUCUUAAUUUGAUUGAUGAUGGAAAAAAUCCGGAUGAAUUCACGAGAGAUGUUAUAAAUAACUGCAUUGCUAAAAAUCAGAUCAACAGAGGGAAAACUAAUGCUUUCAAGAGUUUACGUAAGCAUCUUUUGGAGGAACUUGAGCAGACAUUUCCAGAUGAAAUUGAAGCAUACAGGGAGAUACGUGCAAGUCCAGCUGCUGAUUCAAAACAACUUCGUCAAUCACAAAGCAUGCAACCAAAUGGAGGUGUGAAGGUUAAAUCCGAGCUUUAAAAUGUUGGUUUAUCUAGAUGGGUUGGGGUUUUUUGUCUACUUUUCUGUGUCAUACUUUGAGUUGCUUGUACUUGAUUUCAUGGAUAUGUAGAUAUAAGUGGCAACAUUUAUUGCUUCAAUUAGAGGGCUGAGCACUUGUGAUCAGUUAUUUAUAUAUCAAUAAAGAAUAUUCUUUUAGAAGAGUUAA
Mangifera indica (mango) is the source of this 928-nucleotide messenger RNA. Its product is annotated as mediator of RNA polymerase II transcription subunit 10b-like. NCBI's taxonomy places the organism in Eukaryota, Viridiplantae, Streptophyta, Magnoliopsida, Sapindales, Anacardiaceae. Gene Ontology annotation, cellular component: chromatin; mediator complex. Gene Ontology annotation, molecular function: transcription coregulator activity. The transcript has 6 exons. The record is from RefSeq and is a predicted model, not a curated record. Gene Ontology annotation, biological process: positive regulation of transcription by RNA polymerase II. The coding region runs from base 178 to 741 and encodes 187 amino acids.